UGUGUGUGUGCGUGCAUGUACAUGAGUGAGUGCCUGCGUGCGUCCGCUCGGCCGCGUGUGCGUUACGAUUCGCGAAUGAUUACGACGGGCGUGCACGCGGACCGCCGCAAAACGCGACUCGUCGCCGGCGGUGUCGUCGCAUCGUCGCCCGGACACGAUCUCGCGUCGUCGCCGUCUCCGUCGCUGACGCGCGUAUUCGCCGGCGUCUCUCGCGAAUCCGCUCGCGACCGACAGUGUGAACGAACGGCGCGCGCGCGUUGCGUUAUGCCGCGCCGUCGACGGUAGUGCACGUGUGUGCCUGCACGGGAGUGAGCGAGCGAGAGAGAGAGAGAGAGAGAGAGAAAGCGUGUUAUGUAGGCUCGUUAUCACGAGCGAUACGCGGAUGACUUUUGUUCGGCUCGUUGGAACGCGUCCGAUCCGCUCGGUGCAGGCCGCUGCAAUCUGACAGGUCGUCAUGCGACCAUGGACACCGAAAGCGGCAGCAACAGCGUCAGCGACAGCGUCGGCGACGAGCAAAACCGCGACAGCAGCAAACCAGUCCUGCCGAAGCGCGACAGUGCCGCCCACAACAAGUCGCACGACCGACAAGUUGACCGCGCGCGUGAAAUGAACGCGACGCCGGAAGAGGAGGACGUCGUGUCCGACGACACGGACCCGGACGUCAUCAGGAUCAGCCACCAUCAGCAUCAGUACGUGAAGCGCAGCGAGAGCGAGCCCGAAUGGUCCGCGGAGGAGAGAGGUCACCUGUUGAGUCCGUCCGCUCGCAAAAUUAUCGUCGCCCCGACGGCGACCGGCAACAACGUUCGCAAGACGAUUGGUCGCAACGACAGCCCCGGCAGCGGUCAGGACAGGUGUUCCCCCCGCUGGCAACAGAGCGAGUCCAGGUCGAGCCCGAGUCGCGACAACGAAGCUCAAAGCCCUGGCAGACUCUUCGACCAGGUCGUCGCGAGACAUCAUUACCGUUGUCCCUGUGUACGCUCGCUGAAGCCUGCGGUCGUCAUAGACGAGUGUCAGCAGCAUUGCUCCUGCUGCCAUCAGCCACCCACCUGGGCCUCCAUCCUGUACGCCGAUGUGAACGGCGGCAGCCAAGCCCGCUCAUACCCUGACGCGCUCUCGAUCAGAUCUCUGGCGUCGAUCGGCCUGGGCUCUUCCGACGGCCGGAAGCUCACGAUACGUAGAGUUCCCACUUCGCCGUCGGAGCUGCUUAACAUGGUACAUCCGCCGCCGUUCGAGGACGAUCUGUCCACGUGCACCAGCUACGAUGACGGGGACGCGGACGACCCGAGCGAUUACCGGCAGCCCAGGAGGCCGCAUUGGGCGAACAAGGUGCAAUUCGUGCUGGCUUGCAUCGGCUACUCCGUCGGCCUCGGCAACGUCUGGAGAUUUCCCUAUUUGUGCUACAAGAGCGGCGGCGGUGUGUUCCUCGUGCCUUACUUUUUGAUACUCAUAGUAUGUGGAGUACCAUUGCUGUACAUGGAGCUCAGCAUCGGACAGUUCACUCGUCGCGGCCCGAUCGGCGCGCUGGGUCAAGUGUGCCCGUUGUUGAAAGGAGCUGGCUUAUCGUCGGUCGUGAUAUCGUUUCUGUUGUCAACUUACCACAAUGUGAUAAUAGCCUAUGCAAUUUAUUACUUCUUUGCGGCAUUCCGUGCGGAGCAGCCGUGGUCGCGUUGCGACAACUCAUGGAAUUCGCCGCGCUGUUGGCUGCCCAGUUAUGGAUCGAUCGAUAAUCGGACUAGACCGAAUUCGACGAGGACACCGUCCGAGGAAUUCUUCGACAAAAAAGUCUUGCAAAUUAGUAACGGAAUCGAAGAGCCUGGGGCUCUGAGAUGGGAACUCGUGGCGUGCUUGAUUACUGCGUGGAUCAUGGUAUACUUCUCUAUUUGGAAGUCGAUCAAGUCGUCGGCGCAAGUGAGAUAUCUCACAGCGACUCUCCCCUUCCUCCUAAUCGUCGUCUUCCUCACACGUUCUCUCACGCUGGAAGGUGCCGAGAAAGGUUUGCAGUUUUUCUUUCAUCCAAACUGGGAACUGCUGAAAGACGCUAAGGUCUGGAUAAAUGCCGCGGCGCAGGUCUUUAAUUCCGUGGGUAUCGCCUUCGGUUCGAUGAUAUGCUUCGCCAGUUACAACAGAUUCCACAACACGAUUCUGGUGGACACCGUCGCCGUGUCGCUCAUAAACGCCUUCAGCAGCCUCUUGGUCGGGAUAUUCUCGUUCGCCACGAUCGGCAAUAUAGCGUCGGAACAGAAUACGUCCGUUGAAGAUGUCCUGACUGACGGACCUGGGCUGGUCUUCGUGAUCUAUCCGCAAGCGUUAGCCAAGAUGCCGGCUUCGCAGCUUUGGGCUGUGCUAUUCUUCUUCAUGCUGGUUUGUCUUUCGCUCAACAGUCAAUUCGCCGUGGUGGAGGUAGUCGUCACGUCGAUCCAGGACGGCUUCCCCAAUUGGGUGAAGCGUCAUCUUCUCUGUCACGAGAUACUGGUCCUGCUUAUAUGCGUCGUCUCGUUCUUGUUCGGGUUGCCGAAUAUCACACAGGGUGGUAUUUACUUUUUCCAACUGAUAGAUCACUAUGCCGCGUCCAUGUCCAUCAUGUUCUUGGCAUUCUUCGAGAUAAUCGCCAUCUCGUGGCUCUACGGCGUGCGCCGGCUGUGCAACAACGUCAAAGAGAUGACCGGCCGCCUGCCCUCGGUGUACUUUCGCUUUUGUUGGUUUAUCGCCGCACCUCUCCUCAUAAUGGCCGUAUGGGUGUUUAGCUUAAUUGAUUAUGAGCCACCAACCUACCAUAAUGGCGACUACAUUUACCCAUGGUGGGCAGAGGCGAUCGGAUGGGGCAUCGCGUCUCUCUCCUUAAUUUGCAUUCCCGCUUUUGCCGUUUGCGUACUCGUCAGAGCGGAUGGCGUCACGUUUGCCGAGAAACUCAAGAAUUCCAUAAAACCGCAUUUUGAGGCGUGCAAGGUGUGCGGGCAAGAAUAUUGCGUGGAGCCGAUGCACAAUCUGGAGGAGAACGUACAAAAGGAACCCCAAGUUGACAUGAACACUUCCAUACCAUUGAAUUCGCACUACCUGCUGAAGCCUCAGAUGUGACUUUAUACGGUUAUACUUAAUCGUAACCCAGGCGAGUCGAGAUUUAACAAGAAGAAAGGAAAAAUGAAUUAAAAACAAGAACACGUACCUUAUAUCGUCAGUCAUCACAACAGCUGUCGCGAGACGAUCAACAUUCCAUUAUUUAUAGCUCCUUACAAAUACGAUAAUUAGCCGCGAGAGUCAUUAAUGUAAGAAAGUAUCCGUUACGCUAAUGUUAUUACUUCCCGCAAAGUAAUAAUCUUAAUAUUCUUUACGCCAUCAUCGUGUGAUAGAUCAUAGACAAGCACUGAUUCGAAGUAGGAUUACAUUGUUGACAGUACAUUUAAUAAAUUAUUAUGUA
Dinoponera quadriceps is the source of this 3415-nucleotide messenger RNA. RefSeq names its product sodium- and chloride-dependent GABA transporter ine (gene ine). The coding region runs from base 463 to 3075 and encodes 870 amino acids. The record is from RefSeq and is a predicted model, not a curated record. Gene Ontology annotation, biological process: sodium ion transmembrane transport. Gene Ontology annotation, cellular component: membrane. The transcript is spliced from 12 exons. Lineage: Eukaryota; Metazoa; Arthropoda; Insecta; Hymenoptera; Formicidae.